UGAUCGUGCGGCUCUUGUGUUGUUCUGAGGUAACCAGCCACAUUUACGUUUGUGUGAUGAGGAGUCGUGACGGUGGAGGCGGCCGUUCGUUCAGUCGCAUCCAGACCGACUGGGCGACGUUCCUGGGGGAGGGGAUCGAGGCGAAGAGAAGAAAAUAGCGCAAGGAAGAAGUUAAAGACAAAGAGGAAGGAGUCAAAGGAGAAGUUGUGACUUGGAGACGAUUCGUGGAACACGUGGAGCGUUAUGGAUAAAAGAGUUCGUUUAUUUUAACGCUUGACAGUCAGAACAACAUAGGCACAGUUUAUAAUAAGAUUUAAGACAUGAUGGCAGAAUUAACGACCAACUGUGAAAAGAUUAAAUAACAUGUGAAAGUUGGUUAGACGCGUUUUCUAGGGUUUUCAACAGAAAUGUACAGGAACAUUAUGGAAAAUCCGAAGACGCCGAGUUCACAGAAGAGUUGGAAGUUCUUGCGGGACUCUCUGCUGCUUUGCUUCUUUGCCGGAUCGGACUCGUCUGUCAGCAGCAGGAAUGAUGGGAACAGACAAGCUCAGCCUUCCAACACAACACUAAAAACUGAGAAACACUGCAGGGACAUUUUGAUCAGCCGUGGAGACGCUCAGUGUGACAGCUGUAUUGAGUACUGCUGUGAUGGGGUUCCUCCGUUCUGCUGCUCUUACUAUGCGUAUGUGGGAGACGUGCUCUCGGGAACGGCUAUCUCAGGGAUCGUGUUUGGCGUGGUGUUUCUGAUGGGCGCGGUGGCCGCCAUCUUUCUGUGCAUCUGUAUGUGUGUGAAGAACAGCCGCGGGGCGAGAGUGGGCGUCUUCAGCUCGUCAUACAUCAACACUGUGACUCAGGGUUACCCAGGUCCUCCACCUCCUUACAGCUACGAUUAUGAGAUGUAUCCUCCUGAUCUACGGCCGCCUCCAUACACACCCACUCCACCCAGAGCCACAAACUACUCUCCACCUCCACCCUAUCCAGGCUACAGCCGCAAAUGAGCCUCCUGAUGUGUGUUAUUCUGAAAGGACGCACAAAAUAAUGCACAAAAAUCAAAAAUCCCUGCACAACCGCCAGACUGGUGCUCUGUCGAUAAAGCAGGGAUUUCCACGCACUGGAGCAGCGCAAAGAUGAUUCUUACAUGAGGAUUGGAGUAUUUUAAUUUAUGGCAUGGACAUUUAUGGUCUAAUAAACAUUAAUAAACCUUAUUAGGCAACAUGAGACCAGGACAGGCCAAAAAAGCUCUGUUUUCUUUUGAUGCGGCUUGUUGAAGAUCAGUGUUAUCUCUUUAAUUGUCAAAUGAAAUUAACUGUUAAUAUGGGAGUAAACGUCAUAUGUGUUGUACAGAGUAACAUUUUAUUCUUAUACCUAAAAUGUGUCUGAGUGUCUUGAUUAAUUCAUUUUUAUCAACUGAGGAAAUAAUAUGGUGAAUGUAUUUAUUCAUAGAAAUUUGAAAGAACAAGUUGUAUUUGUAGUUGGCUACUGUUACGAAGACACACCAGGUGUAGUUAACUGUUCACCGAUUGUGUCCAAACAGCAAAACAUUAAUGCAAUUUAUGUCUGUUUUUACUUUUAGUAAUAAAACUGAAGGCUGCAUGCUCGUGUUUUCCAGUG
Onychostoma macrolepis is the source of this 1611-nucleotide messenger RNA. RefSeq names its product cysteine/tyrosine-rich 1 (gene cyyr1). The record is from RefSeq and is a predicted model, not a curated record. The coding region runs from base 408 to 998 and encodes 196 amino acids. The transcript is spliced from 5 exons. Lineage: Eukaryota; Metazoa; Chordata; Actinopteri; Cypriniformes; Cyprinidae.